Molecule: messenger RNA, 1071 nt
Organism: Acanthosepion pharaonis
Lineage: Eukaryota; Metazoa; Mollusca; Cephalopoda; Sepiida; Sepiidae
Source: the annotation of a GenBank genome assembly
AUGUCUAUUUCCCCACAAAAAAUUUCCCGAACUGAAGAUAAAAACAAUGAUGAAGUGACCAACCCAACUUUGGAGGAAGUUAAUGAUGAAAGCGCUGUGUCCAGUCGUUUUGAAGAACUCUUCAACUGCCCUCUGUUCAGCGACAUCAAGCUCAACAUUGGGGAUGACCAAUAUUAUGCCCAUAAGUUUCUACUGGUCACAGCUAGUGAAGUUUUCAAUGCCAUGCUCAAUGAAGAAAGAUGGAAGGAAUCCCGCCAACCAGAAGUUGAGCUAAAUGAAACUGAUGAAUGCAUUCCUGUCUUUGGCCAGUUCCUCAGGUACAUCUAUUGUGGAAAAGUGGAACUGACAACAGACACAACUCUGCCGAUCUUGCUUUUGGCAGAUAAAUACAGUCUGGUGAGUUUGCGUAAAUCAUGUGUCGACUAUAUGAUGCGGCAUAUUGUUGAAUCCCCGGACACAAACCGCACACUCACUUGGUACCAGUAUGCUAAAAUGACAAGUCAAGAAGAACUAGCUAACAGCUGUCUGAAAUUCAUCACUUCGAACUUUGACCUCAUUCUUCGCACAGCUGAUUGGCUCGAUGUUUCUGACACAGAGGUGGAGGAGUUUCUUAAAAACUCCGAGCUGCUUGUUGCCAGUGAGUACGCCCUUUGGAAAGAGGUCGAAAAGUGGCUCAUAGUUUCCGAAAAUCGGCUUGAAAAAACCGAGGACAAUUUGGCACGGAUUGUUCCAUUGUUACGCUUUAGCAUGAUGACACCGAAACAACUCUUGGAUAUAGAGUCUUCGAAUUUGUUCCGGAAUCAUCCCGAACACUUUAGCCCUCCCCUUAAUGCUGCAUAUCGUUACCAUUCUCUCUCUCCAGACGUUAUAACAGAUAUCGGCAAAGAGGCAUAUCGAAAUUACACAGAUGAAUCAUAUUCGAUAUGUUGUAAGAUCAACCUCCAGAAGUACCUUGAGCUCCUUCCAGAAGUAUGGUCACAAAGUUUCCUUUCCGGAUUGAGUUCUUCCCAAAAGGCUAUUUUAGUGCCUAUUCCCUUUAUGGAAGAUAUCUGGGUCGUCAGACAGAUAUGA